UCAGCGUACGACAUGCUGCACCGCGCUCGCCUCGAGUGGCCUUGCCUCUCCUUCGCGGUGGUGCCGGACGCGCUGGGCGAGGACCGCGCCGCGUUCCCGCACACGGCCUACUUUGUCGCCGGGACGCAGGCCGAGGCCCGCGGCCAGAAUCGGCUCCUCUGCCUCAAGAUGAGCGCGAUGCACCGGACAAAGCACGACGACGAGUCUGGUGCGCAGACGCACGCGACACCUCCCUGCACGCCCCACACGCCGUGGCAGACACGCCGUCGCAGACACUUGCGACACCCGCCGCCGGAGGAGCACGCCUCGCCGACCCGUGUCCGGACUGCUCCCCGACAGGCGCCCCACGUGUGCGCCACGUGGUGCGAAGACACCUCCGUCCGGCUGUGGGACCUCUCCCACCAGCUGGGGAACCUGCACGCGCCGGGUAAGGGCGGCGGCGGCGCUUCUGCGCGCGGGGAGCCGCUAAAGACGUUCGGCGGGCACGGCGACGAGGGGUACGCGCUAGACUGGUCGCCGGUCGCGUCUGGGGCGCUCGCGUCGGCAGACUGCGCGGGCAAGAUCCAUGCGUGGCGCGGCUCGGCCGGCGGCGGGUGGGCGGUGGACGCGGCGCCGUACGAGGGUCACGUGGGGUCGGUCGAGGACGUGCAGUGGUCGCCCGUCGAGGCGGGCGUCUUCAUGUCGUGCGGCGUAGACUCGAGCGUCCGCGUGUGGGACCGACGCGCUCGCGACACGUCCGCAGGCGCGUCGGCGAUCACAGUUGACGAGCAGCACGGCGCUGACGUCAACGUCAUCUCGUGGAGCAAGCAGGUCAACUACCUGGUUGUGUCUGGCGCCGACGACGGCUCCUUCCGGGUCUGGGACUUGCGUUCGAUUCGCUCGGGGGAGCCGGUUGCGCUCUUCACGUGGCACCGCGGCCCAAUCACCUCCGUCGAGUGGUCGCCACACGAGUCCGGCCGCCUCGCUGCCGACCAGGUCACGCUCUGGGAUCUGGCGCUCGAGGACGACCCCGAGGCCGACUCGGCGGCGCGCGGGCGUGACGACUUGCGUGACCUGCCGCCGCAGCUGUACUUUGUGCACCAAGGCCAACGCGACAUGAAGGAGGCGCGCUGG
This is a messenger RNA of Emiliania huxleyi CCMP1516, 1113 nucleotides long. RefSeq lists its product as hypothetical. Gene Ontology annotation, molecular function: protein binding. The annotation marks the transcript as partial. Lineage: Eukaryota; Haptophyta; Isochrysidales; Noelaerhabdaceae. The record is from RefSeq and is a predicted model, not a curated record. The transcript has 6 exons.